This is a messenger RNA of Trichoderma asperellum CBS 433.97, 870 nucleotides long. RefSeq lists its product as uncharacterized. NCBI's taxonomy places the organism in Eukaryota, Fungi, Ascomycota, Sordariomycetes, Hypocreales, Hypocreaceae. The record is from RefSeq and is a predicted model, not a curated record.
CUUUGAGCCAAUUCGAUAAACUCACCAAGCCACUUGCAGUGUAUUCGUUACAAUUACAAUGUUGCCACACACUCUAAUUUCUCUUCUGGGCUUUGCCUCUUUGGCACUUACUCAAUUGGCCAAUAUAAAUUUCUAUAAUACCGAUGAUGUCUGUCGAUCGGGUCUCUUCGAUGGUUGCGUAAACUUGCCCCCGAAUGUAUGCUGUUUUUUGCAACCGAACCAGCUUGCAACCUGCAUGGACUUCGCAUCGUCCAAUAAUCGAGGCAUUGCUACUGCUUUCUCAAGUCAAUCCGGCAAUCAGUGUGCUAUAGUCAUUGAGCAACUGCAAAGUGGGGUUUGUGUCUGUCCUACUGGAACGCCAAUCAUCUCGGGCGGCAGCUGGAGGACCACCUCGAUUAGAAAGCGAGAUAAUGAUGAGGAGGAGCCUUGUGAGGAGAAAAUGGAAACUAAUGUUUUUGGAUGGAGUGAGAAUGAUUCAACUUGGACGGUACACAAAGACGAUGAUGCCACCUAUACCAAUGUUGCUCAAGCUAUUGCAAACGGUACCAGCAAGAGCGAUAUUGGCAAAUAUAUCAAGCAACAUGGACAGAAGGCUUAACUAGCUAGCCGUUAUUCCAUCUCAUGGUCUUAUGGAGCAUAGCUGAUAUAAUAUGCAGAUGACACAGAGUGGAAUGUAGAGUAUUUGCGAAUAUGUGUCAGAUUGCUACGCAAAGGGGAUGGUUACGAAUCACUUUCACUGCUUAACAGGACAGUACGGUUAUGAAGAUAUAUGCUCCAGCUAUAUUCAUUCAUUUGAAAAGCUAUAUAGCCAGUCGUUUCUCGAUAUACUAUAGUAUCAGUUAUAACAAAUACAACAUCUAGCUAGCUACG